Molecule: messenger RNA, 2484 nt
Organism: Triticum urartu
Lineage: Eukaryota; Viridiplantae; Streptophyta; Magnoliopsida; Poales; Poaceae
Source: RefSeq, a predicted model, not a curated record
UCCACUGUUUCUUUACUCGACUCGAUGAGGCCUUGAAACGCAGCCGGCAGUCGCACCGGCCGCCCGGCCCUGCCUUUCGUUUUCAGGAGGAAGCUGGCACUUGCAGCGAGUCACUCGCUCCCCUAGUCCCAUUCACUGACCGUCGGGCCCAGGGUUCGGCCAGGCCCACGAGUCAGUCAGGUUGUGCACAGUGCACAAGUGCAGCGGUGUCGUAGAUGUCGACAUCGGCCAGUGCCAUGGCGACCGUGCGACGUCGCCGCCGACGCGAAACGGGAGGCGCUUUGCUUCCCAUGGCAGUAGUAUAAACAGCCGUCGCCAGUCGCAUUCCAUCCGCAGACGAGGGAACAAUCCACACAUCUUCCAGUGCUGUGCUGUGCCGUCGAACCCGCCGCCGGCGCCCGCGACGAUGCGUGACCAGGAGGCGCCCACCCAACUCCCCCGCUCCCCCGCCACCGCCGGGACUCACCAUCCCCCGGCAACGCAGCCGCCGCCAGCCGCCGCGGCCAGCAACGGCGGCGGGAGAUCGCGCCUCCUCCACCUCGCAUUCCUUUGCCUCGCCGCGUCGACGGCGGCGGCCUGGUUCGUGGAGCCCUUCGUGGCAGCCGCGGAGUCCCGCCUGCCCGCGUCCGCCGUCGCCGCCACGGUCCUGCUCCUCGCCGCGUGCUUCCACCUCACGGUCCACGUCGUCCACUCCUUCGCCGCGCCCUGCCCCCCGCGCCCCGCCGCCACCGCCGCGGUCAAGGCCGCCGCGACGAUCGCCGUCACCGUUGGGGUAGGGGUCGCUUCGUGCCUUCACGGUGCCUGUGGAGCUCCGCACGAGUACAGAACAGCUUAUAACUGAACGAGGCUUGGAUUCGGGUAUGUUGUUUCUGUGGUGUAGGUGCUGCUUUUGAUUAUACUGUUACUGCUGUAAUUAUUGUGAAUGAAAUAUACCCAGGAAUUGGUAACAGAAGGUUCUCCAUUGAAAUGUCAUAAGAUAUCGAUUGUUUGCUUGCUUGCCGGUGGUGUCUGACCUGUUUAUUGUCAGUAGGAUCGUUUCUAACAAGUCACACACUGUAUUCAAGAGAAGGGGAAAAACAUGUUCGACCUCCAAAUAUAUCCAAGUAUAUGCAAUCGAAAUUUGGGUGUUGUUAGCGACACCUUUGUGAUGUCCAUUUCAAUUUGGCACAAUCAUGGACCGACGACCGUAAGAAAUUAGCCUUUACAGCUUACAUGGUUUACAUAAAAGAAUUUAGAGCUAGCAGAACAAGAGAAAAAACUUUAUUCAGAAAACGAAAAUUAGACUAAUGGCAAUCAAAGAAUUGUGAGCGAACCUGAUUUCCCGCAUAUUUUUUCAGUAUAUUUUGUUUCAGAUAUUAAAUAUUGAAUAAUUUUGUGGCCGAAUUCAGUAUCGUUCUGCCGACUUGUAUGAUUCUCACAUGUUUUAUUGAAAAUAUUUUUUGUUAUUCCUUGGGAAACCUUAAUUUCCAAUAGCUCAGUGACAGGAUAGUUCUUAGUUAAUAGGGAGAUGGCGCAAAUUACUGUGAAGAUAAAUGUUUCGAUUUUCAUAGCAUCUAGUAUAAGAAGGAUGCAUGUGAUAUCUUAUAACCGUUUGUUUUUUCCUAUUACCUAAGGGAAACUUCAAGGUCCACACAAUAAUUAUUCUGCUCCUUGCACAGUGUAGCCUAGACAAGCUCUUAACUCCAAGAACAGUAAUGCUGUUUCAGAAUGAUGAUGCAUAGAUCACUCUAGCAUUUAAGGUACCAACUUUAUAAUGUUCCUCACUAAAAGUUAAGCUAUAAAAUAAGUUGCUAAAAUGUUUCCAAGUGCACUAAGCUGUGCCAUGUUCUGUAUCAAUAAAUAUAUAACCAGUACAAUAGCCAUCGUAACUAAAAGUGCUUCUGCUGUAGAUGAUGUCUCUAAUAGCGCAAUAGUUAUAGGUCAUUCCGGUAUGAAAGUGCAACAGAAGUUAGUGGCUAGUACAACAGAAGUUCCACGUACAGACAGUUUGUAUCCUGUACGAACUGGGAUGCUCUACGUGUGAUCUCACUCCUUCAACAUGUUAGUUUAAAUUAAAUAAAUAUGUACAAUUGCUUUGUGCUUUCACUCUUUGUCACAUUGACAGUGUUAUCAGAAGUUCGACUUCUAUAUGUACAACAAUGAAGCACCCGACUUAGAUACAUAUCGCAUAUUAUUUUAUAAAGCUGCUGGAGUUAAUACUUAAAGUUUGAACCUUCCAUUCUGUAGCAACAAUUUUCUUGAUUGAGCUAUAUUAUCAGAGAAGAAACAUCUUAUCUGUUCUUUCUGAACCACGAAGAACUCUAAGUUUGAUGCAUCAGGACAUCACGGCGGCAAAUGUAGUGCAUUCCUACUUAUGGUCAUGUUUUAAUGAAUGAGCCAAUUGUAUACUUGGAAUGCAUUUCUGACCCUCUGUUUCAUGGCUCAAUCCUGGCACCUGAGACUGACUAGCCUCAUCAAUUGCACUUUUAAGGAAAAUUGCUCAUG